AUGACAACAACUUUUUAUCCUAGUCUUUCAAAUGACUUUUCCUUAAUAUUAAAUGAUAGUGAUGAUUUUAAUGUCAUUAUUCAAGUUGGUGAAAACCAAAAUAUGAAAGAAUUCCAAGCACACUCAACAAUUUUACGUGCUCGUUCUCCUUAUUUUAAAAGUGCUUUAUCAACUAGAUGGGUUACAAAGAAGAAUAAUAUAAUUAUGUUUUAUAAACCAAAUAUCACUCCAAUAGUUUUCGAGAUGAUUUUAAAAUAUAUUUAUACAGGUGUGCUUGAUUUAUCAGAACAGUUAUGUGAAGAUAUUCUUGGACUUUUAGCAGCAUCUGACGAAUUACUUCUUGAAGAAUUAGUAGAAUAUUUACAAGAUUACUUAAUUGGACAAAAAAAAAAUUGGGUUCAACAAAAUUCCGUUUUGAUUCUUAAUAACUUUGCGAGAUGCAAGAAAUUACAAAAUUUUUGUUUUGAAACUAUUUGUGAAAAUUCUCAGCCAUUUAUUACCUCAAAAACCUUUUUCUCAUUAAAUAAAGAUAUUCUCUAUAGUUUACUUGAACGAGAUGAUUUUCAGAUUGAAGAUGAUGUCGCUUGGGAUUGUUUAAUUAAAUGGGGUAUUGAACAAACACCCGGUUUGGGAAAUGAAAAUAGUGUUAAAUCCAAUUGGAAUGAUGAAAAUUUUGAGGCAUUAAAAAAAACUUUGAAUCAAUUUAUUCCUCUUAUUCGAUUUGUAGGAAUCUCUCAUAUUGACUUUUUAAAUAAAGUCCAACCUUAUAAAGAUAUUUUUCCUGAUAAUAUUUAUAAAGAAAUUGAAGAUUUUUAUUUUAAGGGUGUUUUACCAAAAAUAACAAUUUUACCACCUAGAAUAGGAAUAUUUGAAUCAAAGAUUAUCAAGCCAAAACUUGCCAAUAUAAUCGUUAAUUGGAUUAAUAAAAAAGAUUAUCGUACUAUAAAUGAUUCUUAUUAUAAGUUCAAACUUAUUUAUCAUAAUACAUAUCAUAAUAGAAUUAAUAAUCAUUCAUUUAAAAAUAAAUGUAAUGGACAAGUAGCAAGUUUAGUUUUGAUUAAACCUUUGUUUUCGAAUAGAGUCUUUGGUGGGUAUAGUUCUGUUGGAUUUAACUCAAUAGGAGAUAAUAAUUUUAUAUUAAAAGAUGAUGAUGAUGAGUAUUAUUAUUCAUCAGAUAACUUUAUUUUCUCAUUUAAAAAUGGCGAGGAUACUCAAAAUAUGAAAAUAAGUCGUGUAUUAAAUCAUUCUAAAGCUAUAUUGGAUGAAUAUAAUUGUGGAUUUAAUUUCGGUGGUUCAUUAUAUAUGAAAAAUGGUAAUUUAUGUGUUAAUAAUAAGUGUGGUAAUUAUAAAUAUAAUUUAGAUGGAAUGGCUGCAUGUAACAAGUAUGUAACAGAUAGUGUGGAUUUCGCUACUAAAAUCGAGAAAAUUUUAUAA
Rhizophagus irregularis DAOM 181602=DAOM 197198 is the source of this 1434-nucleotide messenger RNA. RefSeq lists its product as uncharacterized. Gene Ontology annotation, cellular component: cytoplasm. Gene Ontology annotation, biological process: modulation of chemical synaptic transmission; adult locomotory behavior; circadian behavior. Lineage: Eukaryota; Fungi; Glomeromycota; Glomeromycetes; Glomerales; Glomeraceae. The record is from RefSeq and is a predicted model, not a curated record.